This is a messenger RNA of Musca vetustissima, 1194 nucleotides long. Its product is annotated as PH domain-containing protein DDB_G0287875-like. The coding region runs from base 1 to 1194 and encodes 397 amino acids. NCBI's taxonomy places the organism in Eukaryota, Metazoa, Arthropoda, Insecta, Diptera, Muscidae. The transcript has 2 exons. The record is from RefSeq and is a predicted model, not a curated record.
AUGAAUUACAAGCAACUGCUGUGUGCACUGCUGUUGUGCACAGCCGUGGUCCUUCGACCCACAGCGGCCAAUGGCGUGAACCGAGCAAAUCCUCGCAACAAAUUGCAUCAGAACAAUCAACCCCGUUCGGCUGAUAGUGAGCAAAAUAACCCACGUAUAUAUCCAGAAUUUUGGAAUAAAAUUGGCAAAGGGUCGACAACUACAACCACUGUCGCUCCAACAACCACAUCAGUAACUACACCAACAACUGUUCCAACGACACCAACAACCACGUCUCCAACGACACCCACAACACCAACUACCACAAGUCCAACGUCACCCACAACGACUACGCCUACAACUGCAACUACGGCAACAACAGGUACUGGUGCAUCACCUACAGGUACUGGAGCCUCACCCACUGGUGCAUCACCCACUGGGGCAUCACCCACUGGGGCCUCACCUACUGGUGCAUCACCUACUGGUGCAUCGCCCACUGGAGCAUCACCCACUGGAGCUUCACCCACUGGUGCAUCACCUACUGGUGCAUCACCCACUGGUGCAUCGCCCACUGGUGGAUCACCAACCGCUCGUCAAUUAGACGUUAGUGAAGACGACUCUGCAGUUAUUCGUGGCAGUGACCUGGAAAAGCAUAGAUCAAGCAAAUAUGAUGAAAUCGACGAUGAUGACGACGACGACGAAGAUGAUGACGAUGAUGAAUAUGACAAUGAUGACACCGACGCUGAAGAGGAAAACUACAGUGUUGCGAACAAAGGAUCGCGACAAGUUGCCAACUAUAACAAUUUUAACAACAGGAGAAUCAUGCAACGCAUCCAACGUGAACGUCGUAUACGCCGCCGCCAAAGGAAUAUUGCCCGACGCCGCUAUAUACAGCAGAGACGAUCGAUUCAGAGAAGAAGAAGAAUUGAAAGAAAUCAACGGAUUCGCCGAUUAACAGUAAAACAGAUCCAACGUCGUAGGCAAAGGAUUUUCGAGACAAUUGCCAGGCGACGUCGCCGCAAUCAAAGGAGACUUCGCAUGCAAGCUAGACGCCGACGUUUACGUCAGCGCAGACUAAGGCGACGCAAGCGAAUGCAAAGAAGAAGACGCAUGCGUAGAUUCCGCCGCAUGCAAAGACUUCGCAGAAGACGUCAACGCAUACAAAACAGACGUCGUGUGCGUCUCUUUAGAUUGAGAACAACUCGUCGUGGUUGA